AUUUAUCCAACGGGUCGGGGCUUCCAUUGAAUGCGAAGGUUGGUUCGGCGGUUGGGUCUACCGCUCUUCGCGGUGAACUGAGGGGAGCGGUUCGCGUCCAGCGGCCUGUUCGACAGCGGAGGCCUUUCGAGGGCUGAUCGGGCACCCGUGGUUCCGCGAGCCCCAUCCCCGCCUCCUCAUGACUGACGGCCGCUGCCUCUGCAAUGGCUCAACAGGCCUUUGAGCCAAGGUUCAACGAGCGACUACCAUUGCAAACGAUUCGACACCGGCUUUCCCGUGAGGUGUCGACAGCGCUGCUGCGGAGGAUGGCGUUCAACAUCAUCUCCCAGGUGACGGACUACCUGUACCUGAGCGGGUUCCGCGCCAUCACGCUCAGCGCAGUGCGCACCAUCGGCAUAACGACCAUCAUCAACUGCAGCACCGACCUCCCCGACAUGCCGAUAGGUGCGGACAACAUCGAGUUCCUGCGCGUGCGCGUGGACGAUUCGCCCUACUUCGACAUGUCCGUCUACUUUGACCCGAUGUCGGAGCACAUCCACAACGUGCACAUGCGCGGCGGCCGCGUGCUCGUGCACUGCAUGGCAGGAGCCUCGCGCUCGCCCACGCUCUGCCUGGCCUACCUCAUGAAGUACCACCGCAUGCGGCUGCGCGACGCGUUCCGCUACCUCAAGUCACGGCGCCCCGUGGUGCACCCCAACAACGGCUUCUUCCGACAGCUUAUCGACUACGAGAUCCAGCUGUUCGGCAACUCGAGCGUCGAGAUGGUCGAGAUGCCCAACCUGGGCCCCGCGUACGGACUCAUCCCGGACAUCUACCUCGAGGAGUGCAAGGGCCUCAUCUGGCUGCACAGCAUCAAGGGCCUCGGCCAGUAGGGGCCCCUGCAGAAACCGGUGCCGCUGCCUGGAACAACUCACCUUGUGGAACGUACAAGCCUGUUGCGGUGAUCACUGUCUGGACAGUAAAACCAGGAUGGUCUUCUCUCGUUUAGCCGUCUAAUGGCACAGCGAGACGCACGCGUCAUUGAAACAGAAGCAGCAACUUGUUUGGACAAAUAUUUUACCCCUUGGUCGGCACAUUCAGUUGUUUCUGGACUGCAGUGCAAAAACCACAGUAGUCGAGGCAUUGAUGUAAAAACAAGAUUGCUGGCACCAGCUUUGGCAGCCAUAUUUUUUUGUCUCAAGAGCUGUGUUUCUGAAUGCAAGUGCACUUUCUUCGUUCACGCCAUUAUCAGCGCUACACAUAACCAAAACAUUACGAUGAUCUUUAAAUUUCAGUACUCCAAAUACUGUGGCAAGUGCAAUAGCUUUUCCACAGCAUAACUUUGCAGUAUGGUAGCUGUAAUAUGAGCAAAAUGCUAUUCUUAGGGCAACAAGUCAAUUCUUCCAUAGCUGAAACCGUUGACCAAGAAAUCAGUGGAUCAGACCGUAUGUAAAAUAUGCAAUUCCACAGAAUGAACAGGCCUGUCAAAAUUUUCAUAGAACAUAUCGGCAACCUUUAUUCAGUUAUGUUUGAUUGCACAACACUAAACCAUGUGACCAUUGUGGAGAAAGCUGGCUUCUGAAGCCUGUGACCAUUACUUCCAACAUGUGCUCUUGCAGUUGCUGUGCAGCAGUUGCAUAAAAUGUGUUUGAUCAGAGAGGCUUGUCAUGAAAAUAGUGCAACCAUAGCAACGUGACGUCUACGAGGAUUGAGAAAAACUGUGCCAUACUGCACGAAUGUCCUUGUAUGAUGUGUGCUGGCCAGUACAGUGGCAGUGCUUUGGCAUUGUUGUCACAGCUCAGUUGUGUCUCGGUGGUGUAGAGCCACAGCACCAAGAUUAACAGUUGCAGGUCACACAAAUAUACAUUGCAUUCUGCAAAAUUUUUGGGCCCUCUCUCUUUUGUUGGCUCUGCUUGUAAGGAGACCACUAAGGGGCCAGUCAGGAUAUUUCUUGUGACCUGCAGGUCUUGUGCCUUCUUUUUGUGAGGAGUUUCCUGAGUGGUCACUUGACCGAGUGGUUAUGCAAGCCAACGAAGAAAGAAAUCUCCCGGAUGAGCAAUCUCCAUGUUCUGAGAGACUAAAUCAUGUUGAUAGAACUGCUUCCAGCAGGGGUUGACAAAACGCUCAAUCACAUCCCGGCAGCACUGGUGAAUGGUGCAUUCAGCCGAAGAUGUGCUGCUUGAAGAAAUCCAGCCUCGCUGUGAUUGUGGGAACUAUGCAAUACCCGUUGCACACAACAACAUGCAUACUCUUCCCUUUUCCUAGUCAUCUUCCUAUUCUUUCAAAGGAAAAUCCUGUGAUAUGAAAACCAUUCCCACUAAAACUUUGCUUGUACAGUAGCACUGAAGUCUCGGUGAUGUACUCAACCUUCAGCAUCUCUCUGCUCUUGUGUAUUUCAGUGCGCUGCCAAUGGAGCAGAAUCUCUCGGAACAUACUUGACAGAUACGAUGGCAUUUGCUUGAAGGACUGACAAGCCAGAGCACAUGUUGUUGAGAGCAUCUGUUCCUUCAUCUUGGAUAUUAAAAUUUGUGUUGUUGAA
Molecule: messenger RNA, 2518 nt
Organism: Rhipicephalus sanguineus (brown dog tick)
Lineage: Eukaryota; Metazoa; Arthropoda; Arachnida; Ixodida; Ixodidae
Product: dual specificity protein phosphatase 18
Exons: 3
Coding region: 204-872 (222 amino acids)
Biological process (GO): protein dephosphorylation
Cellular component (GO): cytoplasm
Molecular function (GO): protein tyrosine/serine/threonine phosphatase activity
Source: RefSeq, a predicted model, not a curated record